UAUGCCGCUGUUUGGUAAAAAGAAACAUGAAAAAUCAAAUAGAAAAUUAGAACAUAAGUUAUUUUUAGCACGAGAAAAUCCCGAUGGAAACUACGACAUAUCCGAUUGCGAAAUCAACCAUGUUCCAUCCGGGGUGUACCCUUUAUGUAAAGUUUUGCAGAAAGAGGUGCUUCUGGCUCAUUCGAAUUUUAUCAAGUCUUUAGACGGAGGAGGUUCAUUGAAAGAUUUACAAAGACUUAGGAUUUUGGACUUGCAUCAAAAUCGGCUGGUUAAGUUACCAAACGAAAUAUCUUAUCUAACCUCACUACAAAUACUUAACUUAGAGAAUAAUCAACUAAUUGAAUUACCACCAUCGAUAGGAAAACUAUGUUCUCUGCAAACUCUAAAUUUAAAAUCAAACAAACUAAAGCAGUUACCGGACUCGCUCGACGGAUUGGUGAGUCUAAGGCUAAUGGAUAUUCGGGAAAAUGAGUCUAUUGCUCGUUUACCUAAGAUUGUUGCUUAUAUAAAGACUCUUGAGAGUUUAUUGUUAAAUGCCGACAAGUUUGUCUAUCCUCCCCCUGAAAUCUGCGCCAGUGGAACUGAACCUAUUAUGAAAUUUUUAUGCGCCGAAUGCUCAAUAGAAUAUGUACAACCUACGACAGUUUUAUUACCUAUUUUGAAAAAUAGUCACGUUGGCGAAUCGAGUAGUAACGUUAUGAAUGAUGGCUUAACCAAGGUAGACCAAAUUAUUAGAGCCAAAUACAAUGACGCCGACGAGAAAAGGCGACAAAGAAUUGAAUUGGAAAGACAAAUUAAGGAAGAACAAGAAUUGCAUGUUUCUCGAUUUACCAGUUCUGCUUCAGAGAGACGACACUUACUUAGUAGUGUUUUGCAGGAAAAUAAUCAAAUAGAAGAAAAACUAAAUAUGUUGCACGAAACGAAAGAUAAAGAGAGAACCGAUUGGCACAAAAUUUUGGGCGAAGUUGAAAAGCAUUCGGAUGACGUUUUAAACCAACUAAUGGAAAUGGGAGAGAAGUCUAGAAGAAAAGAAAGUCUUCUGGAAGAAUUAGAAAAAGAUAGAAUAGAGAAAGAAAGUUUGUUUCUCGUUCAAAAUGAGGAAUCUGACAAAAUAAGAAGACAUGAAAUAUUAAACUCUAUGACUGAUAUGGUUAGAGAAAACGCAUUAUUGAAAAGUAUAUUAGACAGCAACGUAUCGCAUAGAAGUGCAACCGUCAAUGAAUACUUACAGGAUUCUUCAAACUUUGAUAAUCAACUCAAAAGAUUCUACGAGGAGAAAGAUAACGAUCAAGAUAAAUUCAUUCGUGGGUUGUUAGAGGAGGAAAGUGUACAAAAGAGACUUUUUGGGGUUUUACAACUGCAAAAUGAUACGAGAUAUAACCGUAUAUCACAACAAAUUGAAACCAUUGAAAAGGAACUUUCCGAAUUAUCCUGGUUAGAAAUGAAGCAAAAGGAAAUGAGAACGGAUAAUAUAAUAAACACUUUGGAGUUGAAACGCAAGAAUAUGAUAGACCUCCUUCAGUCGCUAAUCACCGAGAGGGAUAAGCGCAAAAACGAACUCGGACAACGCCUGAUCGAAAUGGAAGAAAGUAAGGAAGACAAUCAAGUGAAUUAUUGGCUUGUACAAUAUCAAAGAUUGUUACAAAGGAAACCGGAAAUAAUAUUGAAUAAAGAACUAGAAAUGGAUCCUCAACUUAUGGAUUUCCUAUUGGAAUGUGGAGCAAGCGAAUACGUGCCUCUAUUAGCACAGAACAAUGUUAGAAAUUUCAACAACCUACUUGGUAUGGGUGAUGCUGACUUGAGAGGGAUCGGUAUAGAAUCGGAAGAAGUCAGAAGAACAAUUCUUAAAUUUUCCCGCCAAUAUCAAUCAAAAGUAAAAGAGAAGGCUAGCGAAAAAACAACGUCUAUCUCGACGAUUCCUGCCCUUCCUAGCGCUCCUCGAUUAAACCAAGUAGUUUCUAGCGAUCCACUACCAUCACAACCAGAAGAAAUAGUUACGAGAAUGACGGCACAAUGUGCUAUUUGUCUGGAUUCUCGGGCCCAAAUUAUAUUCUUAAACUGUGGACAUGUGUGCUGCUGUCAGGCUUGUUCUAAGCCGUUAAUACUUUGUCCAUUGUGCCGUUCGGAUAUCGCCUCAAGGAUUCUUCUUCCUUCUGAAACAUAG
This is a messenger RNA of Dimorphilus gyrociliatus, 2164 nucleotides long. Lineage: Eukaryota; Metazoa; Annelida; Polychaeta; Dinophilidae. The record is from the annotation of a GenBank genome assembly.